This is a messenger RNA of Solea senegalensis (Senegalese sole), 2356 nucleotides long. It is a transcript of the gene brd9, whose product is annotated as bromodomain containing 9. Gene Ontology annotation, cellular component: nucleus. The transcript is spliced from 17 exons. The record is from RefSeq and is a predicted model, not a curated record. Gene Ontology annotation, biological process: regulation of transcription by RNA polymerase II. Lineage: Eukaryota; Metazoa; Chordata; Actinopteri; Pleuronectiformes; Soleidae. The coding region runs from base 127 to 2151 and encodes 674 amino acids.
UUGGACAAAUCACUUCCGCCUGCUGCUAGCGCUCUGUCUGCUAAGGAUUGUUAGCCAAGGCUACGUUAGCGACCAGUGUAAACAUCUUUAUAAUUAAUACAAGACUGUGGGCAGGGACACGGAGACAUGGGGAAAAAACACAAGAAACAUAAACCGGAGUGGAGAAAAGUCGAUGACUAUGAAGACAAGGCUCUUGAGAAGCCACUAAAGCUUGUGCUUAAAGUUGGAGGAAGUGAAGUGACAGAGCUUUCUGGCUCUGGCCACGACUCCAGCUACUAUGAUGACAGAUCCGACCACGAGCGAGAACGCCACAAAGAGAAGAAGAAGAAAAAGAAAAAGAAGUCUGAGAAAGAUAAAGACAAGUAUGUUGACGACGAAGAGAGACGGAAGAGAAAGGAGGAAAAGAGGAAGAAGAGAGAGCGGGAGCAAAAUGAAUUGGAGGCAGCAGCUGCAACUUCAGCCAGUGCUGGUGUGCCUGUGGAACCUUUCACAUUGUCAAAAACAAUUAUAUCAACUCAAAAUAUCAACUUAGAGCCAGAAGAGAAGAAAAAAAAGAAAGAAAGGUUUGAGAUAGAGCCUGAACUGGACGAGUUUCUGCCUGGUAUGAAGGUGGACAUAGAGCAGCAAGGAGACAGACCAGUCAGAUCAUGCAGAACACAUCAAGAGAGUGAGUCCACGCCUCGACAACAAUUGCUGGAGCACUUCUUACGUCAGCUGCAGAGGAAAGACCCCCAUGGAUUCUUCUCAUUUCCAGUAACGGAUGCGAUUGCUCCUGGUUAUUCAAUGAUCAUCAAACAUCCCAUGGACUUCAGCACAAUGAAAGACAAGAUUAGGAACAAUGACUACAACACAGUAACAGAAUUUAAAGCAGACUUUAAGCUGAUGUGUGACAAUGCAAUGGUGUACAACCGACCAGAGACUGUUUACUAUAAAGCUGCCAAGAAACUGCUGCACACUGGUUUCAAGAUGAUGAGCAAGGAACGGCUGUUGGCUCUGAAGCGCAGCAUGUCUUUCAUGCAAGAAAUGGACUUCACUCAGCAGGCAGCCAUAUUGGGUGAUGAAGACAUUGCAUCUGAUGUAACUCCUCCGGAAAUCAUUCCCGUCCCAGUGGAAUCAACAAAGAAGUCCAGGAAACAACCAGUCAAAGACAUGAAGGAAGUGAUCAGUUAUCUGUAUGAACCAGAGGGAAAUGCUUGCAGUUUGACUGACAGCACUGCUGAGGAGCAUGUUCUGGCACUUGUUGAACACUCUGCAGAUGAAGCCCGGGAUCGCAUCAACAGAUACAUGCCAAACUCAAAGAUGGGCCACUUGCGUAAGGAGUCCGAUGGUUCUCUUCUUUAUACAGUUGUUAAUCAGCUUGAUCCUGAUGCUGAAGAAGAGGAGGUGCAAAAAGUGGACCUGAGUUCUCUGUCAAAUAAACUCCUUCCUGGAUUAACGACGUUGGGUUUCAAAGAUGACAGGAGACACAAAGUGACCUUCCUGAGCAGUGCGUACAACACCCAAAGCCUUCAGAAGAACUCCAUCUUUCCAGACCUGCUUCCUGAUGAGGUGGACAUGCUCUAUUCGGCUUAUGGAGAUGACACAGGGGCUCAAUUUGCUUUGAGUGUACAGGAGUUUGUCAAGGGCUGUGGCAGUGUCACAAAGCGCUGGGUUGAUGGUCUUCUGGACAAGAUGACUGCCGGCGAUCACAUUAAAGCUGUCAAUCAGAUCAGACAGAAAAGAAACCUGAUGCUCAAACCUGAUGAAAACAAGUCCAAUAUUUGUGAUAUACAGAUGGCAGAUAACAACGCUCUGGGGGAGAGCAGCUCUGUCCUGGACUUAAUGUCAAUGAAGAACUAUCCUGACAUGUCUCUGGAUAUUUCCAUGCUUAACUCAUUGGGCAAACCAGUGAAAAAGGAGCCAGGGAAUGACGAGAGCCAUCAGCAUUUUGAAGAUGCAGACAAACUCCUGCAGGAAUUUCAUGAGGCACAGGUUGACAGAGUUGGCUCCAGACCCUCAUCCAACCUGUCCUCCCUCUCUAAUGCCUCAGAGAGGGACCAGCACCACCUAGGGAGUCCAUCACACCUGGGUGCUGGGGACCAGUCGGAAAUGGUUCACGAUCCCUACGAGUUCCUGCAGUCUCCGGAGCCCGAGAGCUCUGCAAACAGCUGACCACAUUACACUGUUCAUUUGUUAUCUGGGUGUUAACAGCACUACGUACUCAGUUGAAUUGUUUGAAUACUGUGGAGUCAGCAGGAGCCUGUAACCUGUUUUUAAAGACUGAAAAUGAUUGUACAGACUGUUUGUAUUGUAUGUGUUAAGGUUUUUACAUAAGUGCGACAUCUGAAAAAUAAAUGAUGGCACCUGUAUUUAAAAA